AUGUGAUAGCAAAGAGGUGGCACAUUAAUGGAGCGCCUCUACAGGGGUCUUUUCUGCUCAUGUCACUACAUAAAACUAUCAGAUGGUUAGAGGAAGGCCAUGGAGGCAUCCACUUAGCUCGUCUUAUCAAGGACGCCAGAUGAAGUCUAUUCAGCUCUGCUAGCGGGACAAGCUGACUUACUUUGCAAGCAAGACUUACAGCAGCCUUCCCUCCAUAAAUGUGCACCGUCCGCCCGCCUGCACACUGCAGAGGCGCUCAAUCUGCCUGUUUUACGCACAACGCAACUCGAGCCUGAGCGGCAUUGCAACUUUUCUCCGUGGUUGUUUUCAUGAAGAGCGGGAAGCUUUCGUCAAGGAACUAAGGGAGACUACUUUUUUUAAUUGCUUUUUUUGAAAAUAUCGAGGAUGCCUCGCCCUGGAAGAAACACGUACAGCGACCAGAAGCCACCUUACUCCUACAUCUCCCUCACAGCCAUGGCCAUCCAGAGCUGCUCGGAGAAGAUGCUGCCUCUCAGUGAAAUUUACAAGUUCAUCAUGGAUCGAUUCCCUUAUUAUAGGGAAAACACUCAGCGGUGGCAAAACUCUCUGCGACACAACCUGUCCUUCAACGACUGUUUCAUUAAAAUCCCCCGGCGCCCGGAUCAGCCAGGCAAGGGCAGUUUCUGGGCUCUGCACCCCAGCUGCGGGGACAUGUUUGAGAAUGGAAGUUUCUUGAGACGCCGCAAAAGGUUCAAACUGUUGAUGUCCGCCGAACACUUGGCCCAGAGUAAGCAGUCGGAUGCUGCCCAUUACCUCCAGCAGCAAGCCAAGCUGAGGCUGAGCGCCCUGGCAGCCUCUGGCACACACCUGCCCCAGAUGUCAUCUUACAACCUCGGAGUGUCUCAGUCCUCAACUUUUAAGCAUCCAUUCGCCAUCGAGAAUAUCAUCGCCAGAGAGUACAAGGUCCCGGGAAGCCUGGCGUUCUCCACCAUGCAGUCCAUGUCUGCCGGGUACCCGCUGCACAACCAGCUGACGACAGCCUGGCCCCACAUGUACAACACCAGCAUGAUUGACACGGUGGCACCGAUCUCCAUGGCGAGCGGCGACUAUAGUGCCUAUGGCAUGCCCCUCAAGUCCCUGUGUCACGGCGGACAGAUUCCUUUGCCCAUCAAGCCCACCCCGACCUCCAUGGCCGGCUUCUCGGCGUUACCUCCACACAUCCCCGCGUUUCUAUCAAACUCUCCGCAGUCUCUGAGCCCGACGUCCCCUCAGACAGCGACGAGCCAAAGCAGCCCUGCGACCCCGAGCGAGACGCUGACGAGCCCCUCCACACUGCAGUCUGUGGCGGUGCACUGACCAGCGGGACUCUCCCAGUAGAACCAGCUGCUGGCCGGCUCGCAGGCCGCUUUACCAAUCCCAAAGUUUAUAUUUUCUGUCGUCGGAAACUAUCAAGGCGAGUUGCAGUUGCAUAUCGAAUUAUUUGUGUAUGUGUUGAAUGUGUCGCUUUAAAUUGUGUCAUAGAAGUCCAGCACAGGAUCGCACAGCGAAGUAUUGCUCUUGAAAAUAUAAAUUAUUUGAUAGUUCUAUUUUUCAGUUUAUUGUGAAAUGUGAGUGUUGAAAGUGGAGUUGUUUUGGCACCAUCAACUCUCAUUUUAAGUGCUUGCAAUUCCCGUGGCAGUUUUUCAGUUUUAUCAAAUAGCAACACUUUUGCACCGUUUCUGUGUGACCACUGUAAUGUCAAUGAAAUUGCGAGGCAAUGCCUGUGUUUUUUUGUUUGCUUUUUAAUACUGGAAUGAUGGAUAAGGGUAUACCAAAUAGGAAUAGGAUUUAGAUUUGUUCUUACCAUCACUGUACAUAAAAGAAAACAAAAUGAGUUAUCAAAUAUUUUCCAAAUGGAAAAGUAGUAUGAGACUUCCUCAGAAUGCAAGAUGUGAAUAUUGCAAAUAACUGAUACUGAAAUGUUGUAAAAUGCACUUUUUAGUUUUAUGUUUUAGAUAUCUAUUUUCCAGAAAAUGUUCUGUGAAGAAUUUAAUUUAAAAGGCUGUGGUGACCAUGUGUAUCAGAUGCUGUACAUUUGUACUUUUGUUUUUUUUAGGUAAAGCAUGCAUUCUAAAAAAUUGUGUUGGUACUGUUGUUGUAAAUGUUGUUGUUUGUUUUUUGUUUGUUUAUUUUUUGCAAGCAUGCGUGCUUUCGAAAAGUGUGCAAAAUCUGCAAUGAAUUGGAAAAAAGGUCAUCGAAAUAUUUUCUCAUUAAAAGUGAAGUAAACAAUCAAACGUGUUUCUGGAGGUUUAAUGUAAGACACUGUCACAUAUUAUUAUUAUUUGUAUUUGUAUUAUUACUAUGUAUAGGUAUUUUAUAUAAACAGUUACUAUUCAAUUGGCAACAUUUUUUUUAACUCUUAAAACUCUUGAAUUGUUGCUAUAUCUUAAUUAAAUGACAAUAUUAAGUAAAGCAAAAAUAAUGCUUACUUGUAAACAUUAUAUUUGAAUUGGUCCUGUUUUCAGGCCUGUAUGAAUUGAGAGUGUGUGAGUGGCUCAGCAGCAGUGGGAGAGAAAUGAAUCGUGCAGUCGAUUAGGAUGCAUGGAGUUGCGAUGCCAUGGUCACAGCGCAGACAACUGGCCUCAUUCAUCACUCUGUAGGCUAAACACAAUUAAGCCCAAUAAUAAAUAAACAUUUUAAAACAUGCAAA
This is a messenger RNA of Gymnodraco acuticeps, 2668 nucleotides long. RefSeq names its product forkhead box B1a (gene foxb1a). The transcript has a single exon. Gene Ontology annotation, molecular function: RNA polymerase II cis-regulatory region sequence-specific DNA binding; DNA-binding transcription factor activity, RNA polymerase II-specific. Bases 406 to 1335 code for a protein of 309 amino acids. NCBI's taxonomy places the organism in Eukaryota, Metazoa, Chordata, Actinopteri, Perciformes, Bathydraconidae. The record is from RefSeq and is a predicted model, not a curated record. Gene Ontology annotation, biological process: cell differentiation; regulation of transcription by RNA polymerase II; anatomical structure morphogenesis.